Labrus bergylta (ballan wrasse) is the source of this 2211-nucleotide messenger RNA. RefSeq names its product carboxypeptidase O. Gene Ontology annotation, molecular function: zinc ion binding; metallocarboxypeptidase activity. Gene Ontology annotation, biological process: proteolysis. The record is from RefSeq and is a predicted model, not a curated record. NCBI's taxonomy places the organism in Eukaryota, Metazoa, Chordata, Actinopteri, Labriformes, Labridae.
UUAGACUGUCUCUGCUCAUAAUCCUUCAUAGCAGACAUGUAUUUGUAUUUCUGUGUCGGCCUGUAAAACAUUGCGAUUCACUCUUUUGUCAAGGUCACCUGGAAAAACUAAAGUUAGUACAGCGGCUGAAAGAGAAAGACAACAGCGUACAUAUAUGCUGUAGGAGCCGUUUUAGUGACAGCCCGGAGAAAACGUUCUACUUAGAAGUCUUUAAAGGAGCAAAGACAAAUGGAAAACAAGUUCUACACACGGAAAUGUGGGAUUGGAUGUUUGUUCCUCAUGAUUUUAAGCUGUAUUGUAGACACUUCAAACAGUUUAGUGGACAGAUUGGAGUCAACCAAGAGUUAUGACUAUACCAAAUAUCAUCCCAUGGCUGAGAUCUACAGGUGGAUGGAAGAUGUGGAGCGAGGGAACCCAGAGCUCAUCUCUUCAGCCGUUUAUGGACACACUUUUGAAGGACGAAAUAUCACACUGCUGAAGUUGGGACUACGACACCCCGAGGGGAGAGAGAAGAAGGUUAUAUGGAUGGACUGUGGAAUCCAUGCUCGGGAGUGGAUCGCUCCUGCCUUCUGUCAGUGGUUUGUCAAAGAGAUUGUGCAAUCUUAUAAAACCAAUGAGAAGCUGGAGCAGAUGCUGCAGAACCUUGACAUCUAUGUGACUCCUGUGAUCAACGUGGAUGGAUAUGUAUUCACCUGGGCCAACGACAGUACUCGUCUGUGGAGAAAGUCUCGUUCGACCCCCCCUGCAGAUGCUAGUUGUUACGGGGUUGACCUAAACAGGAAUUUUAAUGCCAACUGGGGAACGGUUGGUGUGUCAUUUGACAGUUGUUCAAACACGUACUGUGGAAAACAUGCAGGAUCAGAGCCAGAGGCUUCAGCUGUGAUGGACUUUGUUGGUAAGAUGGUCAAUAAGACUCUUUGUUUCCUCACCAUCCACUCUGCUGGGCAGCUUAUUCUCUUGCCAUAUGGGCACCCUGAGAUCUCUGCACCCAACUACAACGAACUGGUUUCAGUGGGUAAGACAGCAGCAGCAGAAAUGAAGAAGGUACAUGGAAUGGACUACACUGUGGGAACAUCUCCACAAAUCCUCUAUCCAAACUCAGGCUCAAGCCGUGACUGGGCUCGUCUCACUGGCAUCCCAUUCUCUUACACAUUUGAGCUGAGAGACAAAGGUGAGUUCAGCCACUUGCUGCCAGAGGAGCAGAUCCAGCCAGCCUGUGAGGAGGCUUUUGCAGGAGCUCUGUCCAUUAUCACAUAUGUUCAUGAUAAGGCCCUCAAUAAUGCUGCUGUCCCUAAAGUGGCCAGCUCCGUUUAUGGGGUUGCUACAAUUUGGAUCAUGGCUGUGUUUAUCACCACAGGAGAUUUGGUGUAAGGAAGUAAAAUUUCUAUCAUACACGGUUGUUUUCUAACCUAAAUGUAAUCUUAAAAAGUCACUAAACACAUUAUAAGCUCGGUAAUUGAGCUGUAAAUGCUUUAAAAUAGCUGCAUUGUGAAACUUUUCAUAACACAUUUUAAGAGAAGAAAAAGACUUGGAAAAUGUUUUCCAAGUCUGUUUUCAGAGUAACUCGUCCAUGCUGCUUUUUCCCCUUUUGACAGCAGGGGGCAGUAUCAGCACAUUUUAGACAGCGUCCUCUUCUCCAUUUAUUCAGGCUUCUUAAGUUCAGAUACAUUUUCCAUCUUUGUUCUUCCUACAGUAGCAUCAUGUGGAUUGAUGACUUUUGCAAAAGUAAGCUCCAUGUCUUGAUUUGUUAUCAUAUCUAGAAGUCACAUGCACCCAUUAAUACCACCUGAUCAUACUGAUGGCAGAGGCUGCAAAAGUGCCCAUCAGUAUGAAGUAAUCACCUGGACUCAUAUAUUGCAAAUAAUCCUACUUCAGGUUUGGUCUGAAAUCCUUUUUGUGGUUGUGUUAAAAAGCCUGUUUACCACAGCAGCUAAAAUUGCAACUCUUGUCCAGUCAGAGGAGGGUUUUAUUUUGUCCUCUAGUGUUGGUAAUACCAUUACACAGCUUGUCAGAGGUGAUAAAGUUGUAACCCCGGGACCUGAACUUCUUUGUUUUAAAGUUCAGGGACAAGGCUGACUAUGUUCCUCACACUUCUACAAUGGGGUGCCAUGGUGAAGCUUUGACAUUUUGACUCAUUGGAUUUCCACAUUCUGUGUUUUUUUAUAGUAAAAAAAUAAUAAUAAUAAUAAAUCAUUUUUCUAGGCUCGUUGA